Molecule: messenger RNA, 2457 nt
Organism: Mandrillus leucophaeus (drill)
Lineage: Eukaryota; Metazoa; Chordata; Mammalia; Primates; Cercopithecidae
Gene: MGAT4D
Product: MGAT4 family, member D
Exons: 11
Coding region: 153-1277 (374 amino acids)
Biological process (GO): protein N-linked glycosylation
Cellular component (GO): endoplasmic reticulum-Golgi intermediate compartment; Golgi stack; endoplasmic reticulum
Molecular function (GO): acetylglucosaminyltransferase activity
Source: RefSeq, a predicted model, not a curated record
UGCAGAAGUUCUGCGGGAAGGCGGCUUCCCAGGGCGGUGUGCUGGGGACCCACCCACGCGGCACCGCGGGAAGGGGGCUCUGCGCGCUCAACUCGGUCCCGGGGACUGCUCGCCGCCUCCACCCGCCGGCCUCCCGCAGCCCGGUCAGCGCCAUGAGGACCAAGCAGGUGAACUUGCUGAUCACCCUGGUCGCCGUCGCGCUUUUCAGCUUCUCUUGUUUCUGCAUCUACAGGAUAACUCAAACCAAUAAUCGAUUAAUUAAUUGUAGAAACCAUAUUUUGGAGUUCAAAGAAAAUAUGCUACACUUAAGAAACAAAACUGAAAAAAAUAGCCAAGAGAUGAUGAAAGUUUUGAAUCGAAUAAAGUAUGAAAUUACAAAGAGAGAAAAUUUGUCAGGAAACUUAGUUGCACAGAAAGCAGACAUAUUGAAUAAAAAUGAAACAGUAUCUAAUACAUUUGAAGACUUAAAGUUCUUUUUUCCUCAUAUAAGGAAAGAAGGCAGAAUUUAUCCUGAUGUAAUCAUUGGCAAAGGGAAAACUGGUGUUUCUUUUGCGCUGGGUAUUUCCACUGUUAAUAGAGGAAAUUAUAGUUACCUGAAACAGACACUGACCUCUGUUGUCUCCAGGAUGACGCUCUCCGAAGAGAAGGAUUCUGUAGUGAUUGUCUCGGUCGCAGAUAGUAAUGAAGAUUAUUUACAUUCUGUUGUUAAAAUGAUUACAAGAAAAUUCAAAAGGCAAGUGAGGUCUGGAUCCUUAGAGGUCAUUUCAAUACCUGCCUUUUUAUACUCAAGUAUGUUAAAUGCCAAGCACUUAGCUGAGGCCUCACAAAAAUUAGCCAGUUGGCGAAUCAAGCAAGUAUUAGAUUUUUGCAUUUUGAUGCUGUAUGCCCAACCCAAGGCCAAGUAUUAUUUACAGCUAGAAGAUGAUAUCAUAGCUAAAGAGAUGUACUUUACAAAAAUAACAGAUUUUGUAGGUAACAUCAGUUCAAAUAAUUGGUUUUUUAUUGAGUUUUCAAUGCUUGGAUUCAUAGGAAAGCUGUUUAGAUCUGAGGACUUAACUCACUUUGUACGGUUUUUUUUAAUGUUCUACAAAGAGAAACCCAUAGACUGGCUCCUGAAUGACAUUUUUCAGGUAAAGGUGUGUGACACAGGAGAAGAUCUUGGAAACUGUAUAAAAAGAAAUAAGCAAAUACGUAUUCGGUAUAAACCUUCUCUUUUCCAGCAUGUGGGUAUACAUUCAUCAUUCCCUGGAAAAGAACAAUAUGAAAAAAAAAUAUGAAGAUAAAGAAGCAUAAGAAGAAACUCCAUAAUACCUGGAACCUCAGAUAACCUUGAUUUCUAAUGGCAUGUUUCAGAAAUUGUAGUAAUAAAAAUACAUAAUUAUCUAGCAGAUAAGUAAACAAUCAAUAAACUAGUAGACUUGAAAGUACUAAAUGACUUCUUACGUCAAGAAAAAAAUAGAACAUUGAUUUAUAUUGCUUUUACCCUAUCGCAAUUUAAUUUAAAAAUACUAAAGGCAGGGGAAAUUUUUUUUUAAAUUAAGAACCAUACUUUAUUGACUCCAAUAGUGAGACCAUCACAUAAUUUCAAUAAACAGUUAAAAGUUCAAAAGCUUGCUAUUGUCGUGGAGAAGUUUUGGGUGAACUGGUAUAUGCUGUUACCCGUUUUGUUAAGACACAAAGAAAAUAAAGAAAUAGAAAGCACAAAUUUAAACAAGCCUGGAUCUGACAAUGCCACAAUGUCUUCUUAUCUUUUAAUAAAUGCAUUUAAAACUACACACUUAUCCCUAUGUACCAUUUGAACUGAUUAUCAGACAUCUUGAUACAUAUGUAUUUUGAUAGUCAUUUAGUUCUAAAGAUUUCAUAGUUUCUCUCAUUAUUGCCUUCUUAACGCACAGAUUAUUUGGGAGUUUUUUUCCCAAAUAUAUUGGUUUCUCCAUCUUUUAUUGUUAAUUUCUAAAUUACUUGCAUAGUGGUUAUAGAACUUUACCUAUGUGAUAAAAUUUUGAGAAAUGUUGUGAAUCCUUAUGUUCCACAUGACUUUGGAAAGAAUGUAUAGUUUCUGUAUACUCCCUUUUAAACAUGUUAUAUUCAUUUGUUUUUAAAAGUGUUGGUUUUCUGCUUUAAAAAUAUCUUUUAAAAAUAUUCCUAUCUAUUGAGUGCAAGAUUCUCUUAUAUCAGGUUUUUUAAUUUGGUCGUUGAAAUCUUUUCACUCCUUACUAAUUUAUACAUGGUUGAUCCAUCAGUUUCUUACAGGGGCCCAUUAAAAUCUAUUUUUCUUCUUGAUGUUAUUUUAUAAGAUAUUAUUUAUUUUGAGCAAUAAUAAGUGAUAUUUGUUAUCCUUUAAUCAAAUAUUGUGAAAUUCUUCAUUUCACAUUGUUGCCUUAUUCUUGAGUGCCAAGAUCUCACACAUUCGCCUCGGUGUGAACUGUAUCAGAUACCAAUUUAUAAAGAGAAUAU